CCCAGCCAAACAGCUGUUUCGCCCGCUUUUCGGCGCUAGCAAGCUUCAUAAAUUACCUGGCGAAAGUAAUAACUUAAAUUUACCUGGUACUAGACUAACAUUUUUACAAUUAAAUCAAAAUUAUGUGUUAAACGCGCGGUACUCGGUUCGUUAGAAAAGCACCUUUUUAAUAAUACAAUUGGAACAACCGAGGCCAAUCAGCUGUUGCGUAAUUUAAGCGACACGUUUUUUAAGACUCAAAAUUGGGGUGUAAUCACAGAGUGCCACACAUUUUACGUUCGUACCAAGGAGCAGGAAAAGGAACCAAACCAUGGCCAAGUACAUCGCCCAGAUCAUCGUCCUGGGCGCCCAAGCGGUGGGAAGGGCCUUCACCAAGGCGCUGCGCCAGGAGAUUGCCGCCUCGCAGGAAGCGGCACGUCGAGCGGGAGGUGGUCAGCAGGGCGACAAGAGCGCCGAGUCCAACCUUCGUACAGGCAUGACACUGGAGGAAGCCAAGCAAAUCCUGAACGUGGAGGACCCAAAGAACGUGGACGCCAUCAUCAAGAACUACGAGCACCUUUUCAAGGUGAACGAACGCUCCAACGGCGGCUCCUUCUACAUCCAGUCGAAGGUCUUCCGGGCCAAGGAGCGACUUGACCACGAGCUUAAAGCCCAGCAGACGCGACAGCCGCCAAAGCAGGAGGCGGCAGAAGCGACGGAGGAAGAGCCUCAAAGUAGGGCGAGGCAGCGGCGCUGAGAACCCAUUUUGCCUCGCAUCGAACUAAUUAGCUGAUAAUUGAUUUAAAAACUAUUUGUUAAGUACAAAAACCGAAAGUCUGUUGAUGUAAAUAGAGAUUUACGAACAUGAA
This is a messenger RNA of Drosophila elegans, 848 nucleotides long. It is a transcript of the gene blp, whose product is annotated as mitochondrial import inner membrane translocase subunit Tim16. Gene Ontology annotation, cellular component: TIM23 mitochondrial import inner membrane translocase complex. The coding region runs from base 311 to 736 and encodes 141 amino acids. NCBI's taxonomy places the organism in Eukaryota, Metazoa, Arthropoda, Insecta, Diptera, Drosophilidae. The transcript is spliced from 2 exons. Gene Ontology annotation, biological process: protein import into mitochondrial matrix. The record is from RefSeq and is a predicted model, not a curated record.